Messenger RNA from Cucurbita moschata (crookneck pumpkin), 2416 nucleotides. Its product is annotated as auxilin-related protein 1-like. Bases 269 to 1918 code for a protein of 549 amino acids. The record is from RefSeq and is a predicted model, not a curated record. NCBI's taxonomy places the organism in Eukaryota, Viridiplantae, Streptophyta, Magnoliopsida, Cucurbitales, Cucurbitaceae. Gene Ontology annotation, biological process: clathrin coat disassembly; clathrin-dependent endocytosis. Gene Ontology annotation, cellular component: vesicle; intracellular membrane-bounded organelle; cytoplasm. Gene Ontology annotation, molecular function: clathrin binding. The transcript has 9 exons.
CAAGCUUCUUUAAUGUUUAUGGUUCAAUUAUUUUCUGCAUUAAUUCUUUGCCCUUUCCCACCUUAGAAUUUGUUUUGAAGAACAGUAAUCAAGCGAUCCCGUUUUAUGCUGUUUUCCUGCUCGCUUUUGCUUUGAAGAAUUUUGGGUUUGCUUUAAGAGGAAGAAAAAUUCUCACGCUUACUCUACCUUUUUGUUGAGAUCUACGGAAUCGGAAAUUCGAGCCCGAAUCUGUGAUCCCCAUUGUUCCAAUUUUGUGAUUACGCCUGCGAUGGACGAUUUUGGGGUAUUGACGGAAAGAUUUGGAUUGAAGCCGCAAGGAAAAUCGGCUCCAAUGGCUGCAUCGAAGGCAUCCACUUCCUCAAACACCUUCCAGUCUCCGAAAUCCGGGUAUAAUUCGGGUUUGAAUGGCAAUUCCUCGUUCGAUUCUGGCUUUGGUGACGUAUCUUUUCAGAAAAACACUAAGCCCGGGGGGCUUGAUGAUUAUGGUGAUUUUCUUGGGAGUCUCAAUCAGCCAACGAAACAUUCGGGGCAUUCCGGAAGUUCUCCGUCUUCUUUUGAUUACGAUUCAAUAUUUUUUGGGUCGAAGAGUUCAGAUCCAACUUAUGAUGAUGUUUUUGGUGGGAUUCCCGGAUUCAAGAGCUCGGUAACAACAAAGACGGAGGAUCCGGUCCGAUCGUUCUCCUCAUCAACGAAUCAUAACUCUCAAAUUGAUGAUUUGUUUGGUAAUUUCGGCAGCAAUGUGGCGAAGACAACAAUUCCGAAGCCAUUGAAAAAGGCAGCAAAUAACAAUGCAGCCACUUUUGAUGAAUUGAUUUCUGGCUUUGGCAAUGGCAACUCUCGAACUAAUAGAGCGAGCGUUCUGGACAAUCUGACCCAGCAAUCAACUUCUCAUCCAACUAAAUCAACUUUCGGUUCAGCCAAAGAUCCUUUCAUAGAACUAGAAUCAACUUCAAUACCAACUUUUAGUUCGUCUAAGGCUUUCUUAAAUCCGUUGGAGGAAAUUAGUAAGUUCAAUAGUUCUGGAGGCACAAAAUUUGACAGCCCGUCAAAUUCUUCCUCACCAUUCAGGGUUCCUCCAAUACCAAAGCCAGGGCAUAAGGCAGAUAAAGUUAAGAGUUCCUCUUCCUCUCCUAUAGAUGAAUUGGAGAACUUUGCAAUGGGAAAAGUCAAUGCCUCAACGUACACAGUGAAUAGAAAUGGUAAAGAUGCACAUGCUGCAGGAGUAAAUCAUCAAAAUACUGUAGACGAUCUGGACUCCUUUUUCAAUGCAGGUCCUCGAUCAAAGAGUGUUCCAAGGUCACGAAUAACAACUCCGGAUCCUCUAUUUGACGUUCCUAAGUACAACAAACCACCUGAAAUACCGAAAGGAACUUCUUUUGCAGCCUCAUCCAACAUGAAGAAAUCGUCUUCUGCUCUAAAUCUUGUGGAUGAUCUUACAUCGGUUUUUGGAGAUGCUCCUUUAUUUGGACAUUUUGAUGAAGUUGAGGGAGAGAGUGAAGAAAGAAGAAGAGCCAGAUUGGGUCGUCUACAAAGGACCCAAGAGCGUGCAGCAAGAGCAGUGGCUGAUUUGAAUCAACGUGACUUUCAAACACUGCACGAGCAAGAAGAGAAGCGUAGGAUUGCCGAGUCUUUAGAUGUUUCUAUCAAGCGCUGGGCUGCAGGGAAGGAAGGAAACAUGCGUGCACUGUUAUCAUCAUUGCAAUAUGUUCUCUGGUCCGGUUGUGGUUGGGAACCAGUUUCAUUGACAGAUAUGAUUACUUCUUCCUCAGUUAAAAAGGUGUAUAGGAAGGCAGUCUUGUGCAUUCAUCCGGAUAAGGUUCAACAGAAGGGUGCCAGUAUUGAACAGAAAUAUACCGCAGAGAAGGUUUUUGAUAUUCUCAAGGAAGCCUGGAAUAAGUUCAGCAAAGAGGAACUUUAGACACAUCUUGGAUGAUUCUCUUCUUCAACCACCAUUUCACCUGCAAAGUAUGAAUAUUCUACUCAGGGAGAGACGACUAAACUAGCAUUACAAUCGUCGGCUGUUUUCUUCAGGUCAGUCUGGAGGCCAUGGCGGCCAAAAUCGUGUUCAACAUAUUGUCAGAGAAAGAACUAAAUGGUCGUCAUUACUUGACAUUGGGGUAAUACUUGGAUCCCAUAGGUUAAACCAUAGUUUCAUACCCAAAUUAUAUUGUGAUUUAUAUCGUUCCCCAAUAAAAUAGAGCUGAUGAUUCUUUAAAUUUGCGCCAGAUUCAUUGUUUUUGUAGAGUUUAUUUCUUCCAUUUUUCCUCUUUCUUUCUCCUGGGAAGGAGUUGUGGGUUAAAAGUUGAAACAUCUUCCAUCCUUCCUGUAUUUUGCUGAACUGUACAUUCAACAUUUUGUAUUGUAUGUUGCAGGAGUAUCCUUGAGUUGUGUAACAUGUGGAAACUUUUCUCAUUAA